Messenger RNA from Pimephales promelas (fathead minnow), 2803 nucleotides. It is a transcript of the gene prkchb, whose product is annotated as protein kinase C, eta, b. Gene Ontology annotation, biological process: protein phosphorylation. Lineage: Eukaryota; Metazoa; Chordata; Actinopteri; Cypriniformes; Leuciscidae. The record is from RefSeq and is a predicted model, not a curated record. Gene Ontology annotation, molecular function: ATP binding; diacylglycerol-dependent serine/threonine kinase activity.
AGAGAGAGAGAAUUGACAAUUUUAUGAAGGACGAGAGAUCAGCAUUCAUCUGUGACAACUCAUCUGUGGUUUCGCUGUUUCAGGUUUUUGUCUGUGACUAUGUCAGUUCUAUGUUUCUUCAUAACGUAUUAUUUUGUUAUUUGAAAGGUGAAUUCUUUCUAUGUGUUGCCUUUUCUGUUGAUUGGAUCGAAUAUUAAAAACCUAUUGGAGCUACGACUAUGAAAUUCAACGGAUAUUUGAGGCUGCGUAUCGGGGAGGCAGUGGAUUUAAAACCAACAACUUUUUCAACUCGCCACACCUUUCAUAAGAAAACUCAACUGGAUCCUUACAUAGUUGUUAAAGUAGAUAAUCUUAAAGUUGGACAAACCGCCACAAAGUCGAAAACCAACAAGCCGACUUUCGAUGAUGAAUUCUGCCCAUACAUCUCGAAUGGCAAAGAGCUGGAACUGGCUGUUUUCAGUAACACCUCUAUAGGAUACGACGAUUUUGUCGCAAAUUACAGAAUCCAGCUUGACGAACUGAUAGUGCCAUCAAACACAAGACAAACUUUUGAAGGAUGGGUGAAUCUGGAACCAGAGGGAAGAGUGUAUGUAUCCAUCUCUCUCACUGGCUCCUUUACAGAUGAUGAAGCUGUGAAUGGAUUGAGACCCCAUAAAAAACUUACAAGAGAGGGGCAAAAAGCUUUAAAGAAAAGAAAGGUCCACCAAGUCUACGGUCAUAAGUUUAUGGCAACCUUCCUUCCCCAGCCUACUUUUUGCUGCCAUUGCAAAAACUUCAUUUGGGGUGUUAUUGGAAAGCAAGGUUAUCAAUGUCAAGUUUGUGCAUGUGUGGUCCAUAAGAGGUGUCAUAACUUGAUUGUAAGUGAGUGUCCACGAAUGAAGAAAGAUUUAAAUGAGGGCCAAAGGCAGGGCUUCAGCGUCAACUUACCCCACCAGUUUAGAGAACACAACUACAAAGUUCCCACAUACUGUAACCACUGCGGAUCUCUCCUGUACGGCCUGAUCAAACAGGGUCUCCAUUGCAAGAUCUGCAAGAUGAACAUCCACAAACGCUGUGAACAAAAUGUUGCACCCAACUGCGGAGUGAACAGUUCAGAACUGGCCAGGAAAUUGUCAGAGAUCGGAGUGCUCAACACACUCUCCAAACGAAAGAGUUCUCCGCACAUGUCAGGAAUAAAGGGUCAGAGCUCCAUUAAAAGCAUGCCAACAUCAUUUGAGGAGCAAGAGGACGACACUGUUAAAGUUGGUCUGGAAGACUUUAGUUUCUUGCAAGUGCUGGGAAAAGGCAGCUUUGGCAAGGUGAUGUUGGCUCGUCUAAAAACUGACCACAGGGUCUUUGCUGUGAAAAUGCUGAAGAAGGAUGUCAUACUGCAAGACGAUGAUGUCGAGGCAACCAUGAUUGAGAAGAGAGUGCUGACUCUGGCCCACCAACAUCCAUUUCUCACACAGCUCUACUACUGCUUUCAGACUGCGGAUCGGUUAUUCUUUGUCAUGGAGUUUGUGAAUGGUGGUGACCUCAUGUUCCACAUCCAGAAGUCCAGGCGUUUUGAUGAGCCACGAGCACAGUUUUAUGCUGCGGAGAUCAUUUUGGCCCUGAAGUUCCUUCACUCCAAAGGCAUCAUUUACAGGGACCUAAAACUGGACAAUAUUCUCCUGGACAGACAUGGCCACUGCAAACUGGCAGAUUUUGGCAUGUGCAAAGAGGAUAUCUUUAAUGGAAAACUUACUAGCACCUUCUGUGGGACUCCAGAUUAUAUUGCACCUGAGAUCAUCCUGGAGGAGAUGUAUGGCGUAUCAGUGGACUGGUGGGCUCUGGGCGUGCUGCUUUAUGAGAUGCUUUCGGGACAUGCUCCAUUUGAAGCGGAGACUGAGGACGAGCUGUUUGAGUGCAUCCUCAAAGAAGAGAUCAUUUAUUCAUCGUGGCUCAGCAACGAGGCCGAGGACAUCCUUAAAGGAUUACUCACCAGAGACCCAGCGUGUCGGUUAGGCUGCAUGGAUAGAGAUGAAGGGGAAGAGGCCAUCACUGCACACCCGUUUUUCACAGGACUGGACUGGGAGAAGCUGAACAGACAAGAGAUCACACCACCGUUCACACCUCGAAUAGAGUCUAUUGAGGAUGUGGCAAAUUUCGACCCUGACUUCACCCAAGAGGAACCCUGUCUUACACCCAUAGAGGACAGCCUUUUCCCUUUCCACCAGGAAAAUUUUAAAGACUUCACUUACACAGCUCCAGAGCUGCGACGGAACCAACAUUAGCCAAAGCUUAUAUUUAGAUGGUAAUUUCCCAUAUCAACUCUCUCUAGCGAACUUGUUGUAAUACACUCUGUUGACAGAUUUGUUGCCUAGACAAAAAUAUGGACACGUUUCAAAAUUUAGAAGAAGGCAAUGCAAUAUGCUCCACACCACCAUCCAGACCAAAGAAUUAUUUGUAAUGACAAUGUCGAGAAGAAAAUUAUGUUUUUCUGAAAUUAAAUUAUGCAUUUUGAAUCUUGCAUGUUAUUUUUAGAAGUGUGAAAAUAACAUGCAGCUUUAUAGGAAGCAUAUGAACAGCAAGUUAUUGCACUGAACACUUAUUGAGUUGUUAUUGAGUCAUUUUAAUGAGUUAAUUUAUGUAUUGUAAAGUAUUGCUAACUAAAGUCUGAGUAAUAAACUUGAAAAUUCCUUUUGUAAAAGAUUGUAAAGAACAAUUUUGGUUUACCUAAACCACACGUAAGACAUAUCACCUGUCCAGUAUUGAAUAAUGAAUCAGGGGAUCUUUGGCUUGGGAUAGAAACGUGAAAUUUUCAUGAGAAAAACAAAAAAAA